Messenger RNA from Acyrthosiphon pisum (pea aphid), 3969 nucleotides. RefSeq lists its product as uncharacterized. The record is from RefSeq and is a predicted model, not a curated record. Bases 570 to 2999 code for a protein of 809 amino acids. Lineage: Eukaryota; Metazoa; Arthropoda; Insecta; Hemiptera; Aphididae. The transcript has 5 exons.
UCCGCUCAUUCACUCCGUCCUCAUAUUAUUUGUUAUGCCCAAUAUACGAAGGCAUUUUAUAUAACUCUCGGGAAUUGUAAAAAGCGCCAAAUUGUGUACCGCCUAACUUGCCUUCGAAAUUAUCAAAAAGUACGUCUUUCUAGAGUCUUGUACGAUUUAUGAUCGAAUUAAAUCAAUCUAUUCAAUCGUGUCCAAGCAAUAUCUUGUGUACAAGUGGGAGAAUCUAUUCGAAAUUGGAAAUGUUUGAUUAAUUUCUUAUCAGUUGUCUCUAAUCAUCAGAGUCUACUACGUUUGCAUCGUUUGGGACUCGCUGACUGUGACAUUUGAAUACCGACUAGUGAAAAUUUCGUCUUUUUGAGUUUUAUUCAAUUUGUUGUGUGUAACAUUUAAUAUUAUUCAAUAUUAUUGUACUAUUGUUACUAAUAGUAAUUCGUUUAAUGUAUUUUAUCUCUAUAGUACAUUAUUGAUUAGUAUAGUAUGCAAUAUACAUAUAAAUUUAAGAUAAUAUAAUCAUUGAGUAUAUAAUAUUAUAUUAUACAAUAUUAUAAUAUACUGAAUACCAAUAUAUAAUGUCAUCGAAGAAUUUAAAACCCAUAGGUGGGUUGUGCUGCGCUGUUGCGAAUUGUGAACAGCAUUCUGGCAAUGCAAUACAAGAUGGAUAUAACGUAUCAUUUCACAGGUUUCCUGAAGACUUACAGCUACAACAAAUUUGGGCUCAAAAAUGUAAUAGAAGUGAUGAAUGGAAUCCCCAAACAUCCAGUAUUUGUUCUAUGCAUUUUACCUCACAUAGCUUUGUCCAUGAUCUGAGAGCCGAACUUAAAAGAUAUAUUCCUAGUUUUCGUAUCUUAAAGGAGAAUUCUGUUCCGACAUUAAAUUUACCAACAGAUUCAGAGGUCUCAAAAUCUUCCACUAAAUGUAAGGGUGGUAAAUAUGCUGAAACGGCCAAACUGAUUUGUGAUGUUAUUAGAAAAUUUCCAUCAAGUGAUUCGUCAGCACCUUUAUAUUUACUAUCACAAGCAACACCAUCCAAUUCAAUGUGCAACAUAGAUACAGUUUUACACCGAGACAUGUCUUAUACUACUGAUUAUAAAAAGCUAUAUAAAGAUCUUCUCAAGCAAUGCCAUAUUUUAAAAACUGAAAACCAAAAACUGCUGGAGAAGACAAAAAAAAAAAAUAUGCCAGAAAGUUGGUCCAGAGAUGAAGUAGCCAAAUCCUUUGGUCUAAUAUACUACAGUAAGAGAGCAUAUAUGUAUGUGAGAGAUGAGCUGCAUUAUCCUCUCCCUGGACUUUUGUCUUUCCAGCGGUGGGCUAAAACAAUAGAUAUGAGUGAUGGUCUUAUAAGUGAUGUACUGAAAAUAAUGAAACUGAAUAGUGAUAAUAUUGAAGACCACGAAAAACUCACCGUGCUCAUGUUUGAUGAGGUAAAAGUCUGUAGAAGGGAAUAUGAUGAACCUAAUGAUAAAAUAGUAGGGCCACAUAGCAAAAUGCUGGUAGUCAUGGCUCAAGGUAUUGCAUCAAAAUGGAAGCAACCAAUUUAUGUUGAUUUUGAUGUAAAAAUGUCUAAAAUUAUUUUAUUUGAUAUUAUUGAUGAACUGGAGAAAAUAGGUUAUAAAGUUAUAUGUUGUGUUACCAAUUGUGAUGAUGCAAACGUUAAAUUGUGGAAUCAAUUAGAAAUAACAUAUGAAAACCCUACCUUCUGUAUUCCUAACGGACGAAGAAUAGUAUAUAUUCCGGAUUCGCAUCACUUACUGAAACUUGCAAGGAACUGGUUAUUAGACACAGGUUUUUAUUUAAAUGGAGCUGAAAUAAACAAAAUACCAUUAGAAGCACUAAUAACCAAGAUAUCAUCUGAAGUAAGUCCAUGUCAUAAAUUAAAAAGAGAACAUCUGAAAUGUGAAGUACCUCUACAGCAAAAUAUUAAACUAGCCAAACAACUUCUAUCAUAUUCUACAGCUACAGCGCUUCAACAUUAUAGGCCAAUCGAGGAUUUUGAAUUAUUAAAUAAUACUGCAGAAUUCAUAAAGCAAAUUAAUAAUUGGUUUGAUUUAGCUAAUGUUUCUCUUACAAAUGACAAUAGUACUCCAUUUAAAUCACCUUAUGGAACAUUUUUAUAUCAACAAGACAAACUUUUGAAUGAAAUGUACAAUACUAUUAUUUUUAUGAGAUGUAUGGGAAAAAACAGUCUACAAAUUUUUCAAAAAGGUUUUCUUAUGCACAUAAAUGGAACUAAACAGAUUCUACACAUUUUAAAAGAAAAUGGCUUGAAUUAUUUGUUGACUAGUAAAAUUAAUAAGGAUGCUCUACAAAAUCUAUUUGAUCAGAUUUAUUCUGGAGAAAACUUCCCAUCACCGUUGAAUGCUCUGUCCAGAUUGAGAAUGAUUUUUUUAGGAAAAUAUCCAGGAAUUGCUUCUAAUAAAUCAAAUACAAGAGACAAUAACCAUGAAGAAUUUAUAGUUGCUCAGUCAUUAAAAUUAGCCAACAUUAGUUUAGAUGAUGAAUAUGAUGUAGUUGAUGAAGACAGUGAAGGAAGUUACACAGAUACAACAAGCGAAGAUGAAUUUCAAAUAAGAAAUGAAGAUAAAAAUAAAAAUGAGAUGGAAGUUGAAGCAGUUGAGUACUUAGCAGGUUGGUUGGCUCUAAAAUAUAAGUCCACAAUUCCUGAAAUUGGGUAUAAAUCAAAAAAUUUAACGCAUCAGAAAUUCACAAUGCCGUCUUGGAUUAACCACUUAUCAUAUAGUAAAUUAAUUAUUCCAAGUGAUGAUUUAAAAAAAAUUAUUUUACGAGUUGAACGUUUGUUCAAUAAAUUUACAAAAUACCAAGUUCUCAAAGGUUCAAAUGUGGUUGCUAAAUUAACAAACAAAAUAUUCUCAAGAAUGUCAGUUGAAAAAAAAUUUAAACCUGUAAUUCAAACUUAUAUCAAACAAAGAAUUAUUAUACGAAUGAAAUAUUUGAACUACCACAUUCGGUUAUUAAAACAAAAAAAUAAAUCCAAAAACUAAAUCAGUUAAGAAAAAUAAUUACUUAUUAUAUACUACUAAAUUAAUUUUAUUAUUGUUACUAGACGUUACUUUAUUACCUUUAUUACAUUAGUAUUUUUGAACUAGUGGUUUUACAAUGAUGUUUAUUUUUUUUUAUCCUGUAUACAAAUUUUUACUGGAAGGAGUUCUUUGAUUUCAACAUAUACUAUCUUAGAGAGGUCAUUUUUCAAUUUUCUCAAAGGUAUUAAACCACAUGAAAAACGACCGACAAAUUAUAAAAAACCGCUAAAAACAGUAUUUUGAUUUCUAAUAUUCUAUUAUAAUGUUGUAAUUUAUUCAUAAACCUAUAGAAAAAAAAGAUUUAAAUAUGUAAUAAAUUAAAAUUAUUAACUAUCAAUAUUUUAACUCCACAUUAUGCACUACAUAUAAGUGCAUACAUGUUAAUGACACAUUUAAACUUUUCUUGAUAUUUUCGAUUUUGUUUUGCACUUAAUGAUUAUUUGUACAAAUUUAAAAAUAUUUAAAAUAUUUACAAAGUAAUAAUUUUCUGUUCAUACAGCGGGUAGUAUAGUUAAUAAAAGUAUAUUGUGUAAAUAAAGCCAUAAUUAAUAUAAUUUUAAAUACAAAUUAUAAUACAAAAAGCCAAAUAAAUAUUCAAGAAAAUAUUUGACUUUCAGUGUGAAUUAUGACUUGUGUAUGGAUCGGCAUUGAAAUUAAUUUUAUAAUAAAUAUAAAUGUUUUGUCUACUUAAAUAAUUAUUUAAUGUAUAUGCCUAAUUAUAAACAUAGCUAGGAGGGGCUUAGCCCCCUCUGAAUUAUUUGUAUUACGACAUGUAGUUGAGUGAUUUUUUUUUACUAUUAAUUAUUUUUGCGCCCCCCCUCCCUAUAUAUUUAACCACCCUACAGAGGCCUAUGUGCCCAAUAAUAUUUUGUCAUUAGUUUUAUAUAUUUAUACGCCUUAGGUAAUAUAAAGAUUAUUUUCACUAUUUUAA